AUGAGACCUUUACUAGUUAAUAGGAAACUAGUAAAUUUUCUGGAGAAAAUAAUGUUUGAGGAAUUAAGGAAUGCUUGUCGAGGUGGUGGUGUUGGUGGCUUCCUGCCAGCCAUGAAACAGAUUGGCAAUGUGGCAGCCCUGCCUGGGAUUGUUCACAGAUCUGAUGUCCAUUCAGGCUAUGGGUUUGCUAUUGGGAAUAUGGCGGCCUUUGACAUGAAUGACCCCGAAGCAGUGUUAUCCCCAGGUGGUGUCGGAUUUGACAUCAACUGUGGUGUCCGUUUGCUAAGAACCAAUUUAGAUGAAAGUGAUGUUCAGCCUGUGAAGGAGCAACUUGCCCAAGCUAUGUUUGACCACAUUCCUGUUGGGGUGGGAUCAAAAGGUGUCAUCCCGAUGAAUGCCAAAAACUUGGAGGAGGCUUUAGAGAUGGGUGUGGACUGGUCCCUAAGAGAAGGCUAUGCCUGGGCUGAAGACAAGGAGCACUGUGAGGAAUAUGGAAGGAUGCUGCAAGCUGACCCCAAUAAGGUUUCUGCAAGGGCCAAAAAAAGAGGUCUUCCUCAGUUGGGAAUCCUGAGAGCAGGCAACCACUAUGCAGAAAUUGAGGUUGUGGAUGAGAUUUUCAAUGAGUACACUGCUAAGAAAAUGGGCAUCGACCAUAAGGGACAGGUGUGUGUGAUGAUUCACAGUGGAACCAGAGGCUUGGGCCACCAAGUAGCCACAGAUGCACUGGUAGCUAUAGAAAAGGCUAUGAAGAGGGACAAGAUUAUAGUCAAUGACCGUCAGUUGGCCUGUGCUCUAAUCGCUUCCCCAGAGGGUCAGGACUACCUGAGGGGAAUGGCAGCAGCUGGGAACUAUGCCUGGGUCAACCGCUCUUCCAUGACCUUCUUAACCCGUCAGGCUUUUGCGAAGGUCUUCAACACAACCCCUGAUGACUUGGACCUGCAUGUGAUCUAUGAUGUUUCUCACAAUAUUGCCAAAGUAGAACAGCAUGUAGUGGAUGGAAAAGAACAGACACUGUUAGUUCACAGGAAGGGAUCCACCCUUGCUUUCCCUCCUCACCAUCUCCUCAUUGCUGUUGAUUACCAACUCACUGGACAACCAGUGCUUAUUGGUGGCACCAUGGGAACCUGUAGUUAUGUUCUUACUGGCACUGAACAGGGCAUGACUGAGACCUUUUGGACAACCUGUCAUGGAGCGAGGCGUGCAUUGUCUCGUGCAAAAUCUCAAUGUAAUUUAGAUUUCCAGGAUGUCUUAGACAAAUUGGAAGAUAUGGGAAUUGCAAUCCGUGUUGCCUCACCCAAACUGGUUAUGGAAGAGGCUCCUGAGUCCUAUAAGGAUGUGACAAAUGUGGUAAAUACCUGCCAUGGUGCUGGAGUCAGCAAGAAGGCCAUUAAACUGAGACUGAUUGCUGUCAUCAAAGGCUAG
Cynocephalus volans (Philippine flying lemur) is the source of this 1422-nucleotide messenger RNA. RefSeq names its product RNA-splicing ligase RtcB homolog. Gene Ontology annotation, biological process: tRNA splicing, via endonucleolytic cleavage and ligation. The record is from RefSeq and is a predicted model, not a curated record. Gene Ontology annotation, molecular function: RNA ligase (ATP) activity. NCBI's taxonomy places the organism in Eukaryota, Metazoa, Chordata, Mammalia, Dermoptera, Cynocephalidae. Gene Ontology annotation, cellular component: tRNA-splicing ligase complex; nucleus.